AUUUUAAAUUUGAUUAAGGGAAGAAGGGUCUUUGAAGUGGCACUUCAACUUUGAGUGAAGAGAGAAGAAGCUAUGAAGGAGAGAAACAAAGGGGUUGAAGCUUACAACAACAAUGAGAUGGAUUGCUACUACUCUACCUCUGAACUCCCAUGUAAGAAGCACCCUUCUUCUUCUUCUGUUGGUAUUUGUGCUUAUUGUCUCAAGGACCGUUUGGUCAAGCUUGUGUGUUCUGAUUGUGGGGAGCAAAGGCUUUCUUCUUGUUCUUGCUCUGAUGAGAUGCUCUCUUCCCAUCGAAAUUCAUGCAAUGUUGAUGUGGGGAGUGUUGGAAGGGUCUCAUUUCUCAUUGAGAAUGAGAAGAACAAUGAGAACCAAGUUGUUCAGAACUUGAGUUCAAAGGCAAAGUUGCAAGAUAAGGAGGAGGAAGAGGAGGAGGUUGUCGUGUUGAGGAGAAGCAGUAGUAACUGUGUUGAAAUCAAAAGGCAUCAUCAUGGGUUUUGGAGGAUUGUGAAGUUGUUUAGGAAGAAGAAAGAGAAGGAUUGUGGAAGAAGUGUUGGUGGGUUUGAUGAGAGGACUGAGAUGUGGAUGAUGGAUCAUGGAGGUGUGUCUAGGUCCAGGUCUUUAUGCAGCUUUAGGGGUGGUGGAUUAUAUGGAUCCGAAGAUGGUGGUGAUUCAGUGUUAUCAGGUGCUAGAAGUUCAAUUUCUGCAGCUAGGAGUUCAGGUGUUAAUGGGGGUUUGAUGUUAGAGUCUGGUAGGAGAAGUGGAUAUAGUGAAGCUGAACCAAGAAGGAGUGGUUUUGAUGGGUUUCUAUUUGAAUCUGAGAAUGGUAAUGAUCUCAAGGGUGUGAAGAAGGGUGGACCAAUGGAGGGUGAUGGAGGGUUCUAUGGGGUAAAUAGGCGGGUGUUUUCACUAAGAGAGAGUGAUUUCAAAGGCAUGGAUGAGUCUAGAUUUAUUGAUUUGAAGCUUGAUUAUUCGUCAGAAUCAAAGCCAGAGUUUUCUGCUGCAAAGAUGGGUGAUAACCUCUCAGCUUUUGGUAGCAUAAGAGGUGGGAAUUUCAUGGCACAUGAUGGAGGAGGUUCUUAUGGUGGUUUGGUAGGGGAUGGAGUUUUAGCUAAUGGAGGGUCAUGUAGGAUCACUGUGAAUGACAGAGGAAUCAAAAGGGGAAGGAAAAGCAUGAAGGGUUGGAGAUGGAUUUUCAGAUACCAUUCAAAUUGGGGAGGCUCAAGGAAAAGAGAUGAAGACCUUAUGUUCAAAACUUGAUAUAGUACCAUCAAAUACACAAU
Abrus precatorius (Indian licorice) is the source of this 1280-nucleotide messenger RNA. RefSeq lists its product as uncharacterized. Lineage: Eukaryota; Viridiplantae; Streptophyta; Magnoliopsida; Fabales; Fabaceae. The record is from RefSeq and is a predicted model, not a curated record. The transcript has 2 exons. Bases 73 to 1257 code for a protein of 394 amino acids.